Messenger RNA from Electrophorus electricus (electric eel), 2435 nucleotides. RefSeq names its product protein tyrosine phosphatase receptor type Eb (gene ptpreb). Gene Ontology annotation, biological process: protein dephosphorylation. Lineage: Eukaryota; Metazoa; Chordata; Actinopteri; Gymnotiformes; Gymnotidae. Gene Ontology annotation, molecular function: protein tyrosine phosphatase activity. The record is from RefSeq and is a predicted model, not a curated record.
CGACGCAUCAAACCCACCGGCGUGUGUAGCAGGAAACGUGGAAAGCAAACAUCCUAUAAAAGCACCACUUCAGAAUACUGGAUUUUGUAUUUUAUUGAGCACUUUUUUCAAUGAUUGCAUCGAAGCGGUGUUACAAGCUGAUCUCAUAUCCAGAGUGAACAGGAAAAUGACCUGAGUAACUACAUUAUCCAGAACUGAGAAGAAGCAGCAACUAGACACAUAUUAUGAAUCUAGGAGACCUUUCAGACUAAUGCCUGAAUAUAAUUACUGUCCAGGAAGCUGAUAUGGACUGAGAGGCUGACUCUAUAAGUGGCAUCCCUGGUUUGGACCACAUUUUCAUAAUGGUUCUGUUUCUGGUGGCAACAAACCUUAUAUCAAAUACCUCCUUACAUGUGAACAGGACGGCAGAGCCUCCUGCUCCUCAGGGUUCCCAUGUGUUGCCCUCCACCCUUGUCAUUUCUCUCCUCCUCAUCAUCUUCAUCCUCCUCACAGUCUACCUGCUCAGGUUCAGACAACAAAGGAAGGAUCUUGUUACUUCAGUUGACAAAAAGUUACCUAAUGGCUUCUUGGAGGAUCAAGAACAGACAGUGGUGCUUCUCCCAAGAUCUCCCUCCCCAUCAAGGCGCUCUUUUCCAAUCCUGCUGGACUCCCUAGAGGAAGAGGUCCGCCUACGUAUGGCAGACGAUGGCAAGCUGUUUAGAGAGGAGUUUAAUUCUUUGCCUUGUGGGUUUGGCCGUGGUACAUUUGAGGAAGCAGGCAGGGAAGAGAACAAAGACAAGAACAGAUAUCCAAACAUACUUCCCUAUGACCACUCCAGAGUGCUGCUUUCACAUAUAGAUGGCCACAUAUGCUCAGACUAUGUCAAUGCUUCAUAUAUAGAUGGUUACAGAGAAAAGAACAAAUUUAUUGCUGCUCAAGGACCAAAACCAGAGACUGUGGCUGAUUUCUGGAGAAUGGUUUGGGAACAGAAAUCUGCCACCAUAGUUAUGCUGACCAACAUACGAGAGAGAAAAGAGGAAAAAUGUUAUCAGUACUGGCCGGAGCAGGGCUGCUGGCUAUAUGGAUGCGUGAGGGUGGCAGUAGAGGAUGUCACAGUCCUGGUAGACUACACUAUCAGAAAGUUCUGCGUGCAGUAUCAUGGUGCAGAGGGUUGCAGAGCACCAAGGCUGGUCACCCAGCUACACUUCACAAGCUGGCCUGAUUUUGGUGUGCCCCUCUCCCCCAUUGGAAUGCUCAAGUUUCUCAAGAAAGUCAAGAGUGUCAACCCAAUGCAUGCUGGGCCUAUAAUAGUUCACUGCAGUGCUGGUGUUGGAAGGACUGGCACAUUUAUUGUGAUCGAUGCCAUGAUGGAUAUGAUGCAUGUGGAGGGCCGAGUGGACGUCUUUGGUUUUGUCUCCAGAAUCCGCGGCCAGCGCUGCCAGCUCGUGCAGACGGAUAUGCAGUACUCCUUCAUUUAUCAAGCUCUGCUGGAACACUAUCUAUAUGGUGACACAGAGCUGGACGUCUCCUCUCUGGAGGGCCACCUGCAUCGGAUCCACAGCACUCACAUCCACAUGGAUCGAGUGGGACUGGAGGAGGAAUUCAGAAAACUGACUAAUGUCCGGAUUAUGAAGGAGAAUAUGAGAACUGGAAAUCUCCCAGCAAACAUGAGGAAGAAUAGAGUGUUGCAGAUCAUUCCAUAUGACUUCAACAGGGUAAUACUAUCUGUAAAAAGAGGGCAAGAGUUCACAGAUUACAUAAAUGCAUCUUUCAUAGAUGGUUACAGGCAGAAGGAUUACUUCAUUGCCACCCAGGGCCCUUUAUCUCACACUGUGCAGGACUUCUGGCGCAUGGUGUGGGAAUGGAAGUGUCACUCCAUUGUCAUGCUGACUGAGCUGAAGGAGAGGGAGCAGGAGAAAUGUGUGCCUUACUGGCCUACAGAGGGCAGCGUUGUGUUUGGUGAGUACAGUGUGGAGCUGAAGAGGGACACUCUGUGCGAGACUUUCAGCCUCCGGGAUUUGCUACUCACGUACAUGCCGGAUAAGCAGAGCCGUGUAGUCAGGCACUUCCACUUCCACGGAUGGCCUGAGAUCGGUAUCCCUUCAGAUGGAAAAGGAAUGAUUGACCUUAUUGCUGCAGUGCAGAGACAACAGCAGCAAUCUGGCAACCACCCCAUAGUGGUACACUGCAGUGCUGGGGCUGGCCGGACCGGAACCUUCAUUGCCCUCAGCAACAUUCUUGAGCGAGUGAAAGCCGAAGGCUUACUGGACGUGUUCCAGACUGUGAAGAGUUUACGCAACCAGAGACCACACAUGGUCCAAACUGUGGAACAGUAUGACUUCUGCUACAAAGUCGUACAAGAUUUUGUGGAUAUCUUCUCAGACUAUGCUAACUUCAAAUGAUGACGAAAGUUUAAUUUUGCUUUCAUUGCUUCAGGCAACUGCUCCCCCCCCCCC